Messenger RNA from Dicentrarchus labrax (European seabass), 7740 nucleotides. It is a transcript of the gene zfyve16, whose product is annotated as zinc finger, FYVE domain containing 16. Gene Ontology annotation, cellular component: early endosome membrane. The record is from RefSeq and is a predicted model, not a curated record. Lineage: Eukaryota; Metazoa; Chordata; Actinopteri; Moronidae. The transcript is spliced from 18 exons. Gene Ontology annotation, molecular function: metal ion binding. Bases 288 to 4595 code for a protein of 1435 amino acids. Gene Ontology annotation, biological process: endosomal transport.
AACACCGACCGAGGCUGAGCGGAUCCUGUGACCUCCUCCUCCCGGCAGUCUGUUCAAGAUGGCCGCCUGAGUGGACAAUUCACACAUCCUUACUAAAACUACUCCAACAGCUAACUCUCCUCAACCCAAGAGGAUGAGACGACGGUACAGGCGACGGUCGCUCCGGUUCUAACACAACGGACGAUUGUUGUUGUUGUUGUUGUCGGGAGUUAUGGAGUAAACAGAAACAAACAACCUCGAGAGCUGGAAUUGGAGGGGCGUUAACGGGCCCUGUGUUUUAACCCAGCAUGGACAGCUUCUUCAAGGCAGCUGUAUGUGAUCUGGACAAACUGCUCGACGACUUUGAGCUCAAUACUGAGGAACUCGAAUGCAAAUCUGUUUUCCUGAAGCCGUCUGUGUACCCCUUCUCCUCACUGGGCUCUCAGUGUUUGUCCUCAGAGGCGUCCACUGUCCCACCAAACCUCCCUGACCUCAACUCUCUUCAUUACGGUUCUGCCACCGGCUGUCUCGACCGCUCCGGGAGCCAAAACCGCAGCACCGCUGACGACAGAGAGGUCAAAGGUCAGCCCCUCACCGCAGUGGACCUCCUCUCCUCUGUGGACCGCAGGCCAGCUAAAAGUUCUGCCCCUCCCUGCCCCGACAGAGCUCUGAAGCCGGUGUGCGACCUUGUGAACGACACAAGCUCGGCCAUCCUGGUCCGAGCCAACAGCCACGAUGCUUUCAGCGAGCUGGACGUGGUGGAAAAGCAAAUGGAGGAGGAGGAGACGCUGCUUGUGGACUUUGACAGCCCUGUGGUUACCGUACACGGAGAGGAGCAAGGACUGCCGAGCCAAAGUGCCGGUAGAGACGCCAAGGAGGAGCGAGCCUCUGCGGGGAAAGACGAGCUGCUGGGUUUAGAUUCCCACGAGCAGAGCGGCGAGUACUCGGCCUCGCUCAGUCUGCUUGACGUCAUUCUUCCUGCUGCAGUGGAGCGAGGCUGUGAGUCCAGUGAUGAUUCACUGUCACCAAGGGCCACUGAGUCAGCUGACAAAGAGGAGAGGGACUGUGAGGAGGCAGCUCGCACAAACCAAGUGGUGGUUAACUCCUUAGACCACUGUGAACCGCAGGGCACUCCGCCUAUUGAUAGCAUUAAAGAAACAACAACAACGACCUCAGCGAAUAAAGAGGAUGAGUCACAAGAAGCCUCAGAUAGAGGCGAGGCAGAGUCUCCUGUGGGUCUGAAUUCGGGGGCCUCAGACAGCGAAACGGUGGGCCUAUCAUGCCUGCCCUUAGCUGUGUCCAUGUGUGGCGCUCUGGUGAACUCAAGGACCACAGAAGAUGAGUUGGGGGAAGCCGCUGAGCAGUGCAAUGAGGCAGACGUCUCUGAGAGCACAGAGGCAGACUCCCUGUCAGCCUUGGAAGCCAGAGAGGACAGGUCCCGUUUAGAGGAGCUUGUGGAGUCAGCGGUGUCCCAGCAGGUUGCAGAGGGCAGGCUGUCACCAGAGGGACAGCAUCUGUCUCUAGAACCUGCUGCCGCUGUCCCUCCUGCUGACCUUGCCUCCUGCGAUCGCCCAGAACCCAGCCCAGUGGAUCCUCCCGAGUUCGGCUUUGAAUACCUGCCUGAGAGCGACCAGGCCGAGCUGCUGGUUACAGACGAGGAGUUGGAUGCUUUCCUGCAGGCGCACACUGAAGCAGAGCAGGGUAGGGGGGUCUCCUGUUGCGCCACUUCUGGAGAUCAACCUGAGAGUCUGUCAGCAUUAAAUGGAGAUCUGGAGGGCAUGCUUGUGGAAGAGGAGCUGAGGAGCUGUGGUCGAGGUAGACGGGAGGAUCUAGAGGGUCUGGCUUCUCCAGAAAGUGACAGAACAAUGUGUGUGUCUGUAGAGGCGAGUUUAAACCCUGGUGCUCCAUCACUACUGCAGGACUCUUGCAGACCUUGCCAAGAAGAGCCGGAGCUCUCCUCUGGGGUAAGCCAUUCUUUGGACAGCAACACUUUCCAGUCCCAGCACAGCAGUAGCCCUGAUCAACAGCCCUCCUAUGGAGGUGCAAGACCUAAACAGCUACACUGCCAAACUGCUAGAUCUCCACCAGCAGGGGAAGAGGGAGAGGAGCAAGCACAGGCACUCCCAGGUUCCUCAAACACAGCAGAGGAUGAAGAAGGUUCACCCACAAGCCCCAUAGAGGAGCAUUCCAACAUUAGGGAUUUGAGCCCUAUGUACACCACUCAGGAGCCUCAGGAGUACAGUGUGGGGUACGAUGAACUCUCAGAGCCCCCGCCUUACCCGGGGGAGCCACCCACGGACGGUGCCCGGCCGGUGAACUGGAAGAGAGAGGGAGUGGAGGAGCUGGGGAGCAGACAGCCUGCGUGGGUGCCAGACUCUGAAGCCCCCAACUGUAUGAACUGCUACCAGAGGUUCACUUUCACCAAGAGGCGGCAUCACUGUCGAGCCUGUGGAAAGGUCUACUGUGCGGUGUGCUGCAACAGGAAGUGUAAGCUGAAGUACCUGGAGAAAGAGGCUCGUGUGUGUGUCAUCUGCUUUGAUACCAUACACAGAGCUCAGGCCCUGGAGCGGAUGAUGAGUCCUGCGGGUCCCAGUCCGAACCCCAACGUCCCAUCUGAGUACUGCAGCACCAUCCCCCCUUUGCAGCAGGCUCGCGCCGCCGGCACUCUUAACUCUCCUCCACCGACCGUCAUGGUGCCUGUGUCCGUUCUCAAACACCCAAACAACGACAGUUGUCCUCGUGAGCAGAAGCGCGUGUGGUUCGCUGACGGCAUCCUGCCCAACGGAGAGGUGGCAGACACGACCAAGCUGUCGGUGACGAGCCGCAGGAGCUCCCAGGAGUUCAGUGGUGUCACUCCAGACCAAACGACACCUGGCCCAGCAGGGUCAGAGGUCGGAGGCGGUGGCUCCUCCCCUCCCGAAGCUUCUGUGGCCGUAGAGGUGGUUCGGCCUCCAGUGUCCGGACCCUGGGAUUACGCCCUCCUCUCCGGACUCAGUUCUUCAGUGAGGAGGGUUCCCAGUCUGCUGCCAGAUAACGAGGAUGAGCUUCCUCCUCUGCUCAUCACCACCGGAGAGGAUGAAGCAGGAGAUGUUCUGGUUGAGGAAAGUCCGGCUCCGUGCCAGAUACUGCAUUUAUUAGAAGAGGGCGGACCCCGACCUCUGACAUUUGUUCUGAACGCUAACCUGCUGGUCAACGUCAAACUGGUCUCAUACGGCAGUCGGCAGUGCUGGUGUUUUGGCUCUAACGGGCUGCAGGCGCUCGGACAGAGAGAGCUGGUGUUUUUGUUGGAGUGUUUGCCAGAAGAAAAAGCUCUUCCAAAAGACCUCUUCACGCUCUAUCUCAACAUUUACCAAGAAGCCCAGAAAGGGAAGUUUUUGGAGGAGCUGGACAAUGUGACGUUCACAAGCAGUUUUCUGGGCAGUAAGGACCACGCCGGGAUGCUCUUCUUCUCACCCACCUGUCAGCCUCUAGAUGGCCUCACUCUCCCCCCUCAGCCUUUUCUGUUUGGUCUGCUCAUCCAGAAACUGGAGGUUCCCUGGGCCAAAGUCUUUCCACUCAGGCUGCUUCUACGGCUUGGAGCUGAAUACAGUGUGUAUCCCACUACAUUGACAAGCGUCCGUUUUCGGGACUCUGUAUAUCGAGAGACAGGACACACCAUCAUGAAUUUACUGGCUGACCUGAGGAACUACCAGUACAGUCUGUCAGUCGUGGAGGGCCUGAGGAUCCACAUGGAGAUGGGCCACAGCUACAUUGACAUCCCCAAAUGUAGCUUCAAUGAGAUGCAGAAGGUCGUAAACGCGUCCAACGAACACGUCAUCAGCAUCGGAGCGCGUUUCAGCUCGGAGGCCGACUCUCACCUGGUGUGCUUCCAGAACGAGGAGGGAAACUAUCAGACUCAGGCCAACAGCAUGCCUGGGAAGACCCGCACAGUGACCGGGGCCAGUUUCGUGGUGUUCAACGGAGCCCUGAAAGCCUCCUCAGGCUUCAUUGCCAAGUCCAGCAUCGUUGAAGAUGGAUUGAUGGUGCAAAUCCCUCCAGAGACUAUGGAGUCUCUGCGCGCCGCCCUGAGGGAGCAGACAGACUUUAACAUACCGUGCGGCAGGAACGACGGAGCAGAGGUCCGAGAGAACGUCACCGUCCGCUGGGUUGACUGGAGUUCACCUGUUAACGCAGGCAAAACCAGCGGCGUUGACGGGAGACCUCUGGAUGGAGUCCGCAGCGUGAGGGUGCUGCAGGACACGGAGUUUGAGUCAGACGGACGCACCAUCAAAUGCACUGAGGUCUUCUACCAGCUCAAGACUCCAGAGAGCAGCCUGGCGUCAGUGCUGUCGUCCUGCAGCGUGUUCCAGAAGGAGAUGGCUUUGGCCGCCUGCAGCGCUCUGACUCCUCACCUCUCUGUUCUCACCUCCAGUGGCAUCAACUCGCUCUCUCUUCGCAUCUCUACACAGGCUGAUAUGGUGGAGUACCAGGCCGGCUGCGGAGGCCGCCUCCUCCCUCAGCGCUACAUGAACGAGCUGGACAGCGCUCUGAUCCCCGUCAUCCACGGAGGUAGCGCUAGCGUACCACAGACUGCCAUGGACAUGGAGUUCAUCUUCUACAUCACACACACCAUCUAAUGCACACGCAGACCAUGACACACUCAAAAGUAUUGAAAUAAAUCCACUGAACAGAAGGUGGCUGAGCACAGAAAGAGGAUUGUGGCACGACGUGCUCGUAUUUUGCACAUGCGGACGUGCAGCCGGUCACAGAGGACGAGCAGCUGCUGGCACAACGUCCCCCCGCUCUGAGGUCGGGGGCGUAAACUGACAUGAUCUAUUGGUUUUCUGUGAAGGAACCGUUGUGUGUUUUGUUUGUUUCGUGCUCACCAAAGCUGCUUUAAUACAAGAAGCCAAACACUAAACAAGGAAUACGACAACAUGACCAAAAACAACCAAACUAUUCAAAACGGUUUUCUUCUGCUCUGCCUUCCAAGGCUCCCCGCCGGCCUCCGUCGGCCCGGAGCACCUCAGUGAAUGUUUCCCACAGACACUCUUAUCGAAAUGUCUCUCAUUUGGAUGUAUUUAUUAUAUUUUAAUAUGGGCUUAUUGAAUGAAAUGAUAUUAAAGCAAGGGGACGUUACUGACUGCAGUGUUCAGUACUUCAGAGGUGAUCAGGUGCUACUGUACAGUCGCUUACGUAGCCGGCCCGUUCUAAAAAAAACCCCCGAAAACACGCAGGGAUGAAAAGAAAUCUAAUUUCCUCUCAAGGUACUAUGCUUUCAUUUCAUUUGCUGGUUGAUGUUGAUACUGCACAGGAAAGACAUCGGGCCUCAUGCAAGAACCCUUUUGUAUUCCCAACCUAAACUUUGGACUUUAUUUCCUGUGAGAUUCCCUUAAAGUCCCCAAACUCUGCACAAAUUCGACUCGUUUCAACCCGGUGAUUCAGGGUAUUUGUGGCAUGUGGCAAUUAGCAAAAUGCCCCCAAAAUGUCUAUAUAAGGCAACUUGUUCUGCUCUAUUUGUUUUAUUUAUGAAGACCAAAGAAUAAAGAGAACUUCUGAAAUCAGCAGCUGAAAACACAAAGGUCAGUGGUUCCCAACCUUUUCCCUUAAGGGACUCUUUUUCUACCAUUGAGUAGAUUAUUUUAGUCAUUUUAUGGAUAUUUAAUUUUAUAUUCAAUAAUAACAAUAACAGCAGAGAACAGCUGAUAAACUGCACAAUGAGCCCAAACAGGGAACUCAGUAACUGCAGGAAGUUUGAGUAAAACCAGAGAUUUGAGCAGAUUAUUAUUAUUAUUAUUAUUAUUAUUAUUAUUAGUUUAUGAAAUGCUGAGAUAUCGACCUACUCUGUAAACAUUUCUUACACUCUUUAAAAUCAGGAAGGCCUCACGACGCCCUGUGAAGCUUUGGCGACCCCUAGUGAGGGUCCCGGCCCCCAGGUUGGGAACCACUGUAUUGGGGAACUUGAGUCGAGCUGCGCUGUGACAGAAAUAAAGAAGGUUGAGGAAGUGAAUAAAUGUGCAUGAAGUUAGAUGCUGUAAAAUGUCUGCUGGGAGCGUCGACAGUGAUGGAGAUGGAUGAGAGAAUGUUACACAGGUGUGUUUUAGAGAGUUUUCAUCCAAAAUGUGCCAAUAAAAUAUACGAAAUGUCAAAACUUACAGUAAAUUGGCAUCCAGGAUGGUGAAACGGGGAAAAGAAGCUUAUUUUUAGUUGUUUGUAGUUUUUAGAAACAUUUAAACUCCAAAAUCGAAUCUGAGUCUGGAUUUCUCGUGAAUUUCAUUGGAGAAAAUUCCAUGUUGGUGAUUGAAACAAAUUCUGUUUCCUGCAUGAGGCCCGUUGUUUGUUCGCCGCCGGCUCGUCGCUACCGGAGGACAAAUGUGGAGAGCUUCUUCUUCAUUCACAAGUUAUUUAGCUAAAAGGUGAAGCUGACGAGUGUAUUUUGUUCAGGUGUGUACGUGUUGGACGAAGCGUUUCACCGUUAAUCUCACGUUCAUUACCGCUGAUCUCCGCCUGGAUGCUCUUGAUAUUCUUCCUUUAACAUUCGUACGUUUUUGAUCACCAGUGAUUUUUCUUUACUCCAGUUAAACGAACGUAUUUUGCACAACCAGAAAAUGUCUUUACGUCAUCUCACACCUUUCUUUAAGAGUUAGCGAGUAUUAAUGUACAGGCUUUUUGAGAACUUUUAAACUUAAUAGUUUCGACAUUUUGGGAAAUGCGAUCAUUUGCUUUCUCUCCUAUCUGUUGGUUAAAUAUGCAGCCAGCAGCUAGUUAGCUUAGCAUAAAGACUGGAAGCAGGGGGGGAAACAGCUCGCCUGGCUCGGUCCAAAGGUCCAUCUGUCUGCCUGCACUUAAAGCUCACUAAUGUUUGAUUUGUACAAAAACUGAAGUGUUAAAAAGGACAAGUUACAGUUAAGCAAAUAAGCGUAUUUCCCAAAAUACUGUACAGGUAUGUAAAACCCCUCCGCAGUGGGUGCUCGGAGCUCAGCAGCCUCCUCAGAUGCUGUUCGGAGCAGAAAGUAUUUAACCACGCAGUGAGAAGCAUCAGACCGGUUUCAUGUUUCGAAUUUAUUUAAUGUAUUUCCACAGCAGCUUUAAGGCACUUUAGAACCAUUAAAACAGCUCUGAGGUGUUUCGCCGUGCGGCUGUACAGUUUUUAAACAGGUUCCUUUUGGUUUGUUUUCUUCCUCACCAGCUUCUCUUCUUUGCCACAAAAUGUACAGAACUGCCAAUUUCCCCUCGUAUGAGUGCUGUGGUCAAUAAAUGACUGAUUACAGUGGGAAUAUAAGAGCGCUGAGAGGCUCCAGUUCCUGUAAAAAUGCAACCAGGAUUAGCAUGCACCGUGUAAAGUAGCUCCGUGUUUUACAUCUCACGUUUCAGUCAGGAAUUUUUUCAGUCGGCUUUGUCCAAAUGUAUAAAAUAUAAAACUGUAUGCAUAGAGAUUUUUGUUUUUUCUUUUUCUUUUUUUAAAUAAUGAAGAGUUAUUUUUGGAAUCAUUGGUAUAAAAGUUUUAACAAACAGAAUAAGAGUUCAUAUUUUUGAUAGGACAUUAAGGCUACAUUCAUUUUGCAGUUUGUGUAGCAAGUUCCUUGAAGCACUGAGAGGAAACUAAUUAAAAACAACACUAAUUACACAGUUAAUUCCAGAAAUAAACACUAUAUCGUUUUGUCAUGAUGUGGAAAAAAAACCAUAUAUAUAUCUUAAUCCCACAAUGCAAUGCAUAAAGGUGAAUGUGCAGGUGAAAGGUGUAAAAAUCUGAAGACAAAAUAAAAGCAGCUUUACACUCUC